ACCCCAGAGCCGCCUCCCCAGCGCGCCUGCGCCUCAGGCCCGGCCGAGCGGACCGCGCACGCGCGACACACCUCCCGGAAGCGGCGAGCAACGGGCAGCGCCGAGGGUCAAAAAGCUCUCGGACAGGGAGGUGCUUGGUGCUGUGUAGUCGCCAUGGAGGAUGAUGCGCCAGUGAUUUACGGGCUGGAGUUUCAGGCACGAGCUUUAACGCCUCAGACAGCAGAAACAGAUGCAAUAAGAUUUUUGGUUGGAACACAGUCUCUCAGAUAUGAUAAUCAGAUUCACAUCAUAGACUUCGAUGAUGAAAAUAACAUUAUAAACAAAAAUGUUCUCCUUCAUCAAGUGGGUGAAAUUUGGCACAUUAGUACCAGUCCUGCAGAUAAAGGUGUACUAGCAACCUGCUACAAUAAAACUUCAGACAGUAAAGUCAUGACAUGUGCUGCUGUUUGGAGGAUGCCAAAGGAAUUGGAAUCAGGCAGUCAUGAAUCCCCUGAUGAUUCAUCAAGCAACACUCAAACCCUGGAGCUACUCUGUCACCUUGACAACACAGCCCAUGGCAAUAUGGCCUGUGUUAUGUGGGAACCAAUGGGAGAUGGAAAAAAAAUUAUUUCGCUGGCUGAUAAUAACAUAUUAUUGUGGGAUUUGCAGGAAAGUUCAGACAAAGCUGUGCUUUCUAGUUCUGCAGUCUUGGAAGGGAAAGGACAAUUAAAAUUUACUUCUGGAAGAUGGAGUCCACACCACAACUGUACACAGAUUGCAACAGCCAAUGAUACCACUGUUCGAGGAUGGGAUACACGAAGCAUGAGACAGAUAUAUUGCAUAGAAAAUGCACAUGGACAGCUGGUACGAGACCUAGACUUUAAUCCCAAUAAACAGUACUACCUGGCUAGCUGCGGAGAUGACUGCAAGGUGAAAUUCUGGGACACGAGAAAUGUCAUGGAGCCAGUGAAGACACUAGAGGAGCAUUCCCACUGGGUCUGGAAUGUCAGAUACAAUCAUUCUCAUGAUCAGCUGAUUCUCACAGGAAGCAGUGAUAGCAGAGUUAUCCUGUCUAAUAUGGUAUCCAUUUCUUCUGAACCAUUUGGACAUAUGGUAGAUGAUGAUGAACUGAGUGACCAAGAGGAUCAGCAUCAAGAAGAGAAGAUUUUUGUAUACAGGCCUGUGAGGAUUAAAGAGCCCCUUCAGGACAGUGUAAUAGCAACCUAUGAAGAACAUGAAGACAGUGUUUAUGCAGUUGAGUGGUCCUCGGCAGACCCAUGGCUUUUUGCCUCUUUAAGUUAUGAUGGAAGGCUUGUUAUUAACAGGGUUCCCAGAGCUCUUAAAUAUCACAUACUGCUGUAAUUUAAGUUGUGGUGAAGUUGCUAUCUUGGUGUAUGCAUUUGGUAGGUAUUUUUUCAGGGUUUGGUUUCUUUGUUUUGGAUUUUUUUUUAAGGAUCUAUUUUUUUCCCCAUUAUACAUGUUACCCUUUUGUUAUUAAUAUCUGUACAAAUACAGACAAUUUGUCUUUCAUGUUUGCCUUGGAAAACCGUGAUGCAUUUUCUGAAGGCUGUGCUAAUUGGAUGAUUUUUUUUUAAAGGACUAAUCACUUUAUAAUACAAAAACUUUCUGGGUCUAUUGAGUACUUGCCAUACUCUUCCUUUUAUUAUUGCAGCUUUAUGUGAAAAUAGUGCAUUACAGACAUAUUAUGCUAAUCAAAAACUGGGACAAUGUAGGGUGCAUGUAGCAGAAGCUGUCUGCUUGUUUACACAAAUAAUAUUUUAUCUUUUGAUAGAAGCAGCCUUCAGCUCUCAGCUAGGGCUGCAUCCUGCUAACACUCUGGCCAUUCUUUAGUGCUCAUAAACACAUGGUCUUAAUCGGCUUUCUUCAUUCAGUCUAAUAUUUUAAACCCUUUUCCUUCCAUUUUGCAUAUCUUAAGACCAAAUGUUGAUUGUGAAGGUGAAACCUUUAAAGUGUUGUUUUCCGUUUAAGCCUUACAGUCAUUUCAACAAAGUCUUAUCCUCUAAUUUGGAAACUAAAUACAGUUUUGAGCUCUGCGUUGUUACGGAAAACAAUAUUAGGUUUUACUGUAAUGGCAUAUGUACUCAUGCAGUGUAUUAUCCCAUGUUCAUAGAACUUAGCUGUGCUGUAGUAUAUUUUGAGGGACUCCAGAGCUAUGCCAUUGUUAACCUGAAAAAUCUCUUUAAUUUUUGGAAAUAGGCUCUCUUAUCCUUUUGGCUCUGUGCCAUUCUGCAGCAUGCUGCAAUGAUGGAGCAGGGUUUCAGCUAAGCACGCAGAGUCUUUUGCUGUAUCCCCACACCCCUUUGCUGUAGCCGUACCUUACCUUGGUGCUGGUAGCUGUCUUGUUAACAAACACUGAGCCCAGGCAGAUGCUGCCCUAUAGGAGAGUGCCCAGAAAACUUGAACUGUUAGAUGGAAGGCAUGGUGGAACAUGCCUGGGUACUGACACCCCUCCUUCCCUUUGCACAGCUUGAUGAGAACUCUCCUGCUUGUUCUUUGUGCACUCAGACUAACCUCAGCAGUCAUUAUUUCCUGUUGCCUUUUCAACAUUCUUAUUUCCCAUUAACUUCAGAGUCUGGGUUUAGGCGAUAGUGUUGGUUGUGGUGGCAUUGUGUAAGGCCUCUCUGAAGAAACAGCAACGAACAUGGAAUGGAAAGAUCAAUACCAGCCUCUUCCUGUGAUUCCUCCUGUUGCUAUGGCAACUGUGGGUGUUAGUAUUGAGAGACAGCCGGCUGCUCACCUCUGCUUGUCCUUACCGACUCUCGGAUCGAAACAUGUCCAAAAGUGAUUUGUUGUGUACACACAGCUGCUUCUGUGAGAGUGUGGCUGACUGCUAUAGCCCAAAACAUCCAGGAAAGAUGAAAGCUGGAUUCUGUUUCUGGCUUUCUUAAGGAGCUUACUUGAGAGAAUUCAUAGGAGUGAAGUAAUCUAAUUAAAUCAUCUACCCUAUUGUUUGUAUUUGUGUGAUGAUGGUGCCUGCCUGCUUCAGAGUGAAUGCUUCAUUGCAGAUUCACUUGGGCUGAUUUUCUGCCCUAAGAUUUUAAACUUGUGCUGUUUUUAGAUGAUCUGAGUAUGUAAUUAGGCAUGAGCUACUCACGUGUAAACUGCAAAAAAGACAACCAGAAAAACAUUUCACAAAUCAGUGGUGCUUUGGUUGUCUGAAUAUCAAAAGCCUUUAUUGGACUUCAGUGUUAGUCAUAUCAUCAUUUUGGUUGGAAAAAGACCCUUAAGAUCAUUAAGUCCAACCAUUCUCUAACUCUGCUAAUGCUAGUGCUAAACCAUUGGCCCCAGCACCAUAUCUCUGCCUCUUUGCAACACGUUCAGCCACCUUCCCCUUCUAGUCUUUGAGGAUCCUUUCAAACAUGAAGUUUCUUGUCCUAUCCAGCGUAAACCUCCCCUGGUGCAAGUUGAGGCCAUAUCCUCUCGUCCUGUCACUUGUUACUGGGAAGAGGAGAUCAAUAUCUGCCUCACUACAACCUUGGGUGCAGCACUUGUAUGUGUAGCUUCCAGUGUUCAGACAUCCCCUACAUUCUCACCUUCCAAAAAAUGAAACCGACACCAAACCCUGCAGUUUAUUUUUAUUGCUCUUUUGAAGAACGUUUUGCAGUUUUUUAAAGUCUAAUGAAAGGUUGCUGCCUCCUAAUGCACAUGGCUCACAGUGUGAAGGUAACAGGAAGUUAUGUAAAGGUAUGUGGGAUUUGAUUCGACUUUCAGCGUGUAAUAAAUUUGGGACAAAUUUCAGACUAA
Messenger RNA from Pogoniulus pusillus (Red-fronted tinkerbird), 3744 nucleotides. It is a transcript of the gene EIPR1, whose product is annotated as EARP complex and GARP complex interacting protein 1. The coding region runs from base 154 to 1341 and encodes 395 amino acids. Gene Ontology annotation, biological process: protein ubiquitination. The record is from RefSeq and is a predicted model, not a curated record. Gene Ontology annotation, molecular function: protein binding. The transcript is spliced from 10 exons. NCBI's taxonomy places the organism in Eukaryota, Metazoa, Chordata, Aves, Piciformes, Lybiidae.